AUGGCCCUCUCCACCGAGCAACGACCCACGAGUGUGAUCGAGCAUGUGCUGACAACGCUGGAUCAGAUCGUUGCCUGGGCUCGAAACGGCUCGAUGUGGCCCUUGACUUUCGCUCUCGCCUGCUGUGGCAUUGAAAUGAUGCACGUCUCCAUGCCCCGCUACGACCAAGAUCGACUCGGUAUCAUCUUUCGAGCGUCUCCCAGACAAUCAGAUGUCAUGAUCGUUGCCGGAACCGUGACAAACAAGAUGGCGUCGGCUGUUCGACAGUGCUAUGAUCAGAUGCCGGAACCCCGGUGGGUCAUCAGCAUGGGAACCUGUGCCAAUGGAGGAGGAUACUACCACUACAGCUACAGUGUCGUGAGGGGUGUUGAUCGCAUCUUGCCUGUGGAUAUCUACGUCCCGGGAUGCCCCCCUACGGGAGAGGCCCUUCUGUACGGGGUUUUCCAGUUGCAGAGAAAGAUUCGGAAGACAAAGGUCACCCGGAUGUGGUACAGACGUUGA
Clonostachys solani is the source of this 501-nucleotide messenger RNA. The record is from the annotation of a GenBank genome assembly. Lineage: Eukaryota; Fungi; Ascomycota; Sordariomycetes; Hypocreales; Bionectriaceae.